CUUAGACAACCACGGGGAAUCCUUGUACGAGGACUAAUUUCAAUCUGCUUUGCUCACCACCCCGUUCGAAUUGGGCGGAGACGUGCUUGUGGGGGAGAUGCGAAUCUAUCUAACUGACUUCGCCAUUUUCUCGGCACAGAAGGUUUCAGUCUAGCUAUGGUAUAGUUUAUCCGGCACUUCUGAACCCUUGGUAUGCAGAUGAUUGUUCCUGCCGACGUGAGAUCACUUUGUGGUCCCCAUGCGAGCAUCUGUCUGUGCGCGAGGCUCAUUUCGCUUCCCUAUUUCUCUGCAGCUGCGAAAUUACAGUCUUUACUAUCCAGGCAAACAAUCAAAGCGACGUACAUACUUUGACAGUACGCUGUGCUCUUCCCGCUGAUGGCUCAAAAAUCAACAUGCCGUUGGGCUGCACUUUCCCUGUCCAACAUCGCUUCGGUCUUCUUUCCAGAUGUACUGGGUCGUGAAGAUGCACAAUUCGAGCAUAAGCUGGUCGCCAUCAGUACGACAGGGUCAAACGAACGUGCGCAGAAAUGGUUUACGGACAACAAAAUCCCAGAUUCUGAUUCGAUAGUCGUCUACAACUCCUGGGAAACCAUGCUACAGCACGGUGACUUCGACAUCGUUUACAUCUCGACACCUCAUCCACUGCAUUAUGAAGAGGUCGUCAAAGCCCUCGAAUUCAAAAGAAACGUCCUAGUCGAGAAGCCAGCCACCAUGAAUGCUGCACAAUACCGACGAUGUAUCGAACUGGCGAAGCACCAUGGUGUUGUCCUUAUGGAAGCCAUGUGGACACGUUACCUUCCGGCCACGAGAUAUCUACAAGAAGAGCUCCUACCUAAGAUUGGUCAAGUAAGAAGAGUUUACUCUGAAUUCUCGUUUCCCAUCGUCGGACCAGAUCUACCAGAUUCGUCUCGAUUCUUGGACAAAUCAGCUGGUGCGGGGGCCCUGCUCGACCAGGGAGUUUAUGCGCUUACUUGGGCGGAUCUUGCAUUGAAUGGAGUGAAGGUUGAUAAUGCUAGUGUAGUGCAUGCGCAUUCUCUGAGUGUGCCGGGGAGGCCUGGCGAGAUUGACGACAUCAACACCGUCGUGCUGACAACCAAGAACGCCACUGCCAUUGUCACUACCAGCAUGACUCUUACUGGAUCGAAUAAGCCGUCAUUCUACGUGCGGUUUGGCGCACAGAAGGCAGCCCCUUCUGUGAGGAUUGAAGCCACGGAGGCAUCAGUUGCUAUUCCAUUCCCUCCCAUCCGACCUGAAGAAUUGCAUGUGCAAUGGUAUGGCCAUGCCCACCUCAACGACGAUGGCACGGAGAGAAAUGAGAUAAUCAAGAAGCCGGUGAGCGGCUGGGGCAUCUGGUAUCAGGCCGAUGUCAUCGCGUCUGCAGUGUUCAAGAAGCAGCCUGGCGUCAUCGGAGCUGAGGAGAGCUUGAGGAUACUGGAAUGGAUGGAUGAUGCCCGACGACUGGCCGGUAUAGUCUACAAUGAGGAGCUAGAGCAAGUCUAAGUAGUAUGCACUCAAUAAAGAUGGCUCUCCAGCGUGAUUUUCGAAGUUCG
This is a messenger RNA of Exophiala viscosa, 1550 nucleotides long. RefSeq lists its product as uncharacterized. The coding region runs from base 376 to 1500 and encodes 374 amino acids. The record is from RefSeq and is a predicted model, not a curated record. The transcript has a single exon. Lineage: Eukaryota; Fungi; Ascomycota; Eurotiomycetes; Chaetothyriales; Herpotrichiellaceae. Gene Ontology annotation, molecular function: nucleotide binding.